Molecule: messenger RNA, 1231 nt
Organism: Helicoverpa zea (corn earworm)
Lineage: Eukaryota; Metazoa; Arthropoda; Insecta; Lepidoptera; Noctuidae
Exons: 3
Coding region: 217-990 (257 amino acids)
Source: RefSeq, a predicted model, not a curated record
AAUCCGCGCUUCGUUCGGCUUCCUCCGUUUGUUGCAGUUCUUUUUCGACAAGGAAAUCAUUCGGAACAAAAGUCAGUAUUAUUUCUGUGUGGCUCACGGUUAAACAUAGGCUCGCCCACGCUGCUCACGCGCCGCACCGCCGCCGCUCGACUGCCCAGUCCCGUCUUCCUACUCGCCGCCUAUACACGCUCCAGAACAACAAAUAAGCAAGACAAAAUGAGUCGCUUAGGCCGGACCCGACGCACACGCGUCUACGAUUGCAACUUCGACAAAGGAGAGAGCUACUACCGUCCGGUAUUGGACCGUCUCGACGGCAAGACCCCGACGCCGCGCGCCACCGAACCGGACCGCGACCGUAUCAGGGCCGACGUUGAAAACCGCAUCAAGAGCGCUCUGGAUGACGUGGAAGGUCCCAUGGAUGAUCUGUUCGACUCUAGAGGAGCUAGGGUACAGAGGGGCAGACCUCUGUCCUCUGCGUUCGACACUGAGGAACUUUCAGAUGAUAUCACGGAGUCCCUGAAGCGCCUGCGUGCCGGCAAGAAGACGUCGCGCUUCGCCGAGGACAUCGACUUCGAUACCAACGUCGCUAAUCUCGAGAACCGCAUGAGGAUCUCCGACAAAAUUCUCGAGAGCGUUGGCAUCGGCCAGUCCGAGGUGAGCGGCGCGAGGAGAGCGCUGCAGGAGAACGAGGAGCGCACAGAGAAGCGCAUCGCCCGCAGGCUAAACGAAGAGAACUCACUCACAAAAUGGACUGCGCUAAAGUCCGACGACGAGAGCGCGGCCGCACAGAGGGCGAAGGUGACCAGAGCGCGCUUGACUGACUUGGAGGACGAGAUGAACGAGCUCAGCGAGCGGACGGCCAUGAGGGAAAAGCGCGCGGCCCGCCUCCGCGCCCUCGUCGCCGACAACGAAGCCUCCGCUGACACCACCGUCGCCUCCUCCAAGGUCACCAUCAGAUCCGAGAGGGAAAAGAAGCAAGUCACUUUCUAAACAAACGUAGUUAUCUUGUUAGUCUGUCGACGCUCUCGGCUCUAAAACCACACGUUUUAGGACACAGUGAGUUCUCUACGUUUCGAGAUAGAUAAGUUUGCUAGAAUGCGUGAUCCUGCAUUUGCCUAUGUACAAUGGUCGAAGUUGAUGUCUAUUUUAUAUUUGGAUAGAAUAAAAUGAAAUGCUAUGUAUUGCCCUGUUUUCUAUUUAUUGAACAGUUAAUAGAAUAAUUUUACAAUAA